Messenger RNA from Chinchilla lanigera (long-tailed chinchilla), 4143 nucleotides. It is a transcript of the gene Gprasp2, whose product is annotated as G protein-coupled receptor associated sorting protein 2. NCBI's taxonomy places the organism in Eukaryota, Metazoa, Chordata, Mammalia, Rodentia, Chinchillidae. The record is from RefSeq and is a predicted model, not a curated record. The transcript has 6 exons. The coding region runs from base 314 to 2839 and encodes 841 amino acids.
ACCUCCAGUGACUGCUCUGGUGGUACUGAAGUUUCUGCUGCCCACCACGUUCAACAGGUCUGCCUACAGCCAGGAGCCACUCAGCACUCCCCAGCCUGGUUGUGCCUCUUCUGCACUUUAUCUGUAUUAUUGACUGAGAUUGUGCUUGGGUAGGAGCCUGAGUAACUGCUGUAUCGAUUUUAAGACGUCUUCUCCACUUUAUCUCCUGCAUCAUCAAAACAGAGUGUCAAGGUAUAGACCUGUGAUAGAACUCUUGUAGAGACUGAAAUUGUGGUGCAGGUACUUAAUUGAGCCUUCUCUGUUGCUUUUUACCAUGACUGGGGCAGAAGUUGAGCAUGGUGCCCAGGCCAAGCCUGAAAGAAAACCUGUGGAAGAGGGCAUGGGAGGGACUGAACGAGAGAAUGAAGUCCCUUUGGUGGUCAGACCCAAGGUUAGACCCCAGACCCAGGGAACUCCUGGAGCAAAGCCUAAAACUGAGUCCAAGUCUGUGCCUGGGGCAAGGCCUAAAACUGAGUCACUAGCAAUGCCUGGGGCAAGACUCAAAUCAGAGGCCUCAGAAAUAGCUGGAGCAAGGCCCAAAACUGAGUCCCCAGUCAUGGCUGGGGCAAGGCCCAAAAAUGAUGGGAGGGUAGUAGGUGGUGCACGUCCUAAGACUGAGGCCAAGGCAAUCCCUGGGGCAAGGCCUAAAGAUGAUUCUCUGGCAUGGUCACAGACUGAGUUUGGGGCUGAGGCAUUAUCUCAGUCAGAUGGAGCAUUCCAGUCUAAUGCUGUCACCUGGCCACUGGUCAGUACUGAUUCCGGGUCAGUUAGUAAAUCGAAAGACUUGUCUAUGGAUGCAGAACUGGUCGAUGUGGAUGCUGAAUCCUUUUCUGGCAUUCAGGUCCAGACACUAGUCCAACCCUGGUUUGUACUAGGGCAGGAGACUAACGGGGGUUCUUGGUGCUAUCCCACGCCCAGAACCAGAGAGCAAGUCUGUAAUGAAUCUGGAUUUUGGUCAGCAGAUGAGACCUCUGCCGUAUCUUCUUUGUGGGCUGGAGAAGAGACUAGUGUCAGAUCGUGGCCCAGGGAAGAAGCUAAUACCAGGUCGAGGCACAGGGCUAAACAUCAGACUAACCCCAGGUCCAGGCCCAGAUCCAAGCAAGAGACCUAUUUUGAUUCUUGGUCUGGGUCUGAGGAUGAGGCUAGCAACCCAUUCUGCUUUUGGGCUGGGGAGAAUACCAAUAACUUGUUCAGGUCCAGAGUGAGAGAAGAGACAAAUACCAGGUCCAAACUCAGAACAAAGAGAGAGGACUGUUUUGAAUCUGAGUCUGAAGAUGAGUUGUAUAAGGAGUCUUGGUUUUUACCUGGAGAAGAGGCCAAUAGUAGAUUCAGGCCCAGAGAAAAAGAAGAGCCUAAUGACAUCUUGAAACCCAGGGCCCAGAAUGAUGUUAAAAACAGUGAUAGAACUGAACAAGAGCCCAGGUAUGAGGAAGAAGUCAUUAUUGGGUCCUGGUUCUGGGCAGAAAAAGAGGCCAAUUUGGAGGCUGGAGCUUCAGCAAUUUGUGACUCUGAGUCAGGGGCUGAGGAGGGGGCCAUUGGUGGAUCAUUGUUCUGGACUGAAGAAAAGUCCAGUUUGGGGGCUCUGGCCAAAGAAGAGGCCAGACCUGAGUCUGAAGAAGAGGCCAUAUUUGGAUCCUGGUUCUGGGAUAGAGAUGAGGCCUGCUUUGACCUGAAUCCUAGUCCUGUAUACAGGGUCAAAUGCAGGUUUGGAGAUUCAGUGGAGGAAGAACCUAAGGUAUCAUCCAGGCCCCAAUCCUGGGAUGAGGUCACUGUUCGAUUCAAACGUCCUUGUCGUGUGUUUGGCUUCCCACCCUUAACCUCUUUUAGAAUUCCUGAAGGGUCUUAUGAAGCAGUUGAAACAAAGCCUAAGAACCUAGAACUUAGCUCAGAAGGGGACGAGGAAGAUUUUUUGUUUGAACCUGAUCAGCUUGAAUCUGUGUUCCCAUUUCAAUAUGAUCCUUCCUACCGGUCAGUCCAAGAAAUUCGUGAACAUCUUAAGAUCAAGGAGAGUGCAGACCCUGAGAAUUGGGCUUGUAGCUGCAUACAGUGUGAACUUAAAAUUGGGGCUGGAGAUUUUGAAGAACUCCUUCUAUUAAUGGACAGAAUUCAGGACCCUUUUAUUCAAGAAAUCUCUAAAAUUGCAAUGGGUAUGAGAAGUGCUUCUCAAUUUACCCGAGAUUUCAUUCGGGAUUCAGGCAUUGUCUCUCUCAUUGAAACGUUGCUGAAUUAUCCGUCCUCCCGUGUUAGGACAAGUUUCUUGGAAAACAUGGUUCACAUGGCUCCACCAUAUCCAAAUCUAAAUAUGAUUGAGACAUUCAUAUGCCAAGUGUGUGAGGAAACCCUCUCUCAUGGUGUGGAUUCCCUUGAGCAGCUGACUGGAAUAAUGAUGCUUAGACACCUCACUAUGACUACUGACUAUCACACACUGAUUGCCAAUUAUAUGUCUGGGUUUCUUUCCCUGUUAACCACAGGCAAUGCAAGAACAAAGUUUCAUAUUCUGAAAAUGAUGUUGAACUUGUCUGAAAAUCUUAAGGUGGCCAAAAAACUAUUCAGUGCCAAAGCUCUGUCAGUAUUCGUGGGUCUUUUUAACAUAGAAGAGACAAAUGCUAACAUUCAGAUUGUUAUUAAAAUGUUUCAGAAUAUCAGUAAUAUUAUAAGAAGUGGGGCAUUGGCCUUCAUUGAUGAUGAUUUCAGUCUUGAGCCACUUAUUUCUGCAUUCCAUGAAUUUGAGGAGUUGGCUAAGCAACUGCAAGUCCAAAUAGACAAUCAGAAUGAUCCUGAGGUGGGACAACAGAGUUAAUGUGGUUAACCACCUGCUGCUGAUCAGCCUUAUGUUCCCAAAGAGCCGUGAAUAGUGCUUUAGUGUUCACAGUCUGGUUUUAUGUUGUAACUUAUAUUUUUAAUGCUGCUGUUAACUUGUUGACCUCUUGUUUUAAGCUGGAUCAUUUUGUGGAUGCCAAAUGAAUAUUAGAACUGAAAACGUAUUUGUUGAUAUUUGUCUUGCUGUGCAGAUUGUGAAAUUUUUUGGUGUUGACCUUCCAGUGAACUGAGUCAUCUGAAUGGCAAAGUUCUGGAACUAGACAGGGAUAAUAGUUGUACAACACUGAAAAUGUACUUAAUGUCACUGAAUUGUACAAAAUGCAGAUCAUGUGUGUGAAGAUUCUGCAGUCCAACCUGCAGGGCAGCUGGUACAGCCUAGAUCACUCUGCCAUCGUAUGAGACUGAAACUGAUGGUGGGUGAUGUGACUAGGCACUCGCUUGGGCUGCAGAAAGGUGUAUUUACCUGUAUGGAGAAGGGACAGGACAGACAUACCUGACAAUUGAGACAGGUGGAUAGAGUGGCAGGAUGUUCAGGAGCUUGAGAACUGGGCAGCUAUCCUGAGGGAAACAUUCGUGCAGAGAAUCAACGGUUGCUAUGGAAGGAGAAAAACAGAGACCUGCACCAAGAUCAGGGGGAACUUACGCAGUUGGAGACAGCAGAAAGAAUGGGAGACACUGCUUCUUGAGAGGCUCUCCAGAGUCAACAGCUGGUGAAUGACUAUGGAACAAGCACCCAAGGACACAGUCCCAUGGAGCAGAAGCUGGUUGGCGGGGUCAAACCUUUCUCAGUGCUCAAGCAUACACCCUAUUGGUGAGGUCUGUGGUGUGCUGUUUAUGGUUUUCUCAAGGGGCCUUAUAGAAAGAAAGAAAGAUAACUAUGUCUCUGGUUCUUCAGAUGGUGUGCCAUGCAGAAAGAGACUUGAUCAAGUCCCCAAAGUGUCCCUUGUGAGACUCAAUUACUUACUGUCAGGACUGGCCUGAGAGUGACCUGGGAUAAAACUUGAUGCUGUUUGAAGACAGCACACUACUGACAAUGGCUUGCCUUCUGCAAACAAGAAUCUCAAGCCAUAAAGGAAUUUAGGAUGGACCCGAAGUCUUCUGGCACCAGUUGCAUCUAUGCACCUGUGCUAAUUGUCUGUGUAGCUUUGACCUCAAACAUUUCAUCCAGACUCUUCAAACUGUGACCUCAAAACUGUAUAUAUACUUCGACUCCAGAUAGCUGCUGUGAUAUCACUGAUGUCAGCCUGCCUGUAUGUAGGUGAAUAAAAUCUGAUCUUUUCCACA